UCUCACUUAUUCAAUUCAGGGGGUUGAAAAAACUUCCACCUCAGAUCACCAAGUCCUCAUGCCCUACGGACCAAUUUCUCACACUAACAUUGUACAGUUGUAGCUGAAAAAUUUGGGCCAUUGCUGCCUAACUGAAACAUGGUCAUUGAACAUGUAUGCUCGAAUAAAUGCAAGAAAGAAAUUGCAUGUAAAUGACGCUAUGCAGGGGGGAGGGGGAGUCCCAUAUAGAAAGGACGGGGGUGCUUGUUGCACCCUUUAGGGGUUAAAAAAAGCAGUUUUGGCACCUCCUAGGGUACUCAAUUCAGCCUCAAAAAGUCCACAAUGGGAGCUUUUAUACUACCUUUUAGGGUAUUGAGCCAAGAAAAUAUGAAAAGAGAUAUUUGACAAUCAACUGAUUUUUAAUUUUGGUCUCAUUUACACCAGAAAUUCACAACUCAUCAGUAAAAGUGUGUAGUCAGUUAAUGUGUUGGUUUAGAAUUGCUACCUCUUAGGGUUGAAAAAUUUCAAGCUACGCCCAUAGGAUCCUGGUACUUUCUAGGGAUUUUUCUCAAAAGUUCUGACGAGUACCCUCGUCCUUUUUAAAUGGAAUUCCCCCUCCCCCACCCCCACCCGGGUUACGUCAACUAGAGGUUGUUAUGUAAUACUUCCUAGACUUGAUCGGAGUAGUGUUCGAAAUGUGUUUGGGUACGCCUUCGGAACGGCAUACCUUCUGAAAUGUUUAGCUAUGUUUGGGUACAUAUGCGUGUAUCUUAAGCUAUCUAUCAGAUCAUUAGGUUUUCUAAUAUAUUUCGAGAGUGCUCAGGACACUCGAAAAAAGUUGCAGAAUCGUCGAAGGGAAAUUCCUGUCCCUCCCGUCCCUGACAGUAUCAGUUGGUCAUAAAGAUGGCGUCUGUUUCUGACUUUGUGCCGGUGAGAAGAGAGCUGAUAAAGAACACUCCUCCAAAACCGUUCCUUAUCGGAGUUGCUGGUGGAUCAGCUUCUGGAAAGUCAACAGUUUGUUCUAAAAUAAUGGAACAGCUGGGUCAGGAUGGAGUAGAAUCAAGAAGAGUCGUGAUUGUCAGUCAGGACAGCUUUUACAGAGAACUUUCGGAAGACGAAGCUAAGGAUGCAAAAGUGGGAAAUUUUGACUUUGAUCACCCAGAUGCUUUUGAUUAUGAGAUGACGCUUGAUACUCUGCGGAAAGCUAAAGCUGGUGAAACUGUUAAAAUACCAAUAUAUGAUGCUGUUAAUGCUACAAGACAAAACGAGUCUAUCACAAUAUAUCCUGCUGAUGUAAUACUCUUUGAGGGGAUCUUAACAAUCUAUUUCAAGGAAAUUCGUGACAUGCUUGAUAUGAAGUUAUUUGUUGACACAGACAGCGAUACCAGAUUAUCAAGAAGAGUGUUACGAGAUACUCAGGAGCGAGGAAGAGAUCUUGAGCAAGUGUUGGCCACCUACGCAAAUUUUGUUAAGCCAGCAUUUGAGGAAUUUUGUCUUCCAACAAAAAAGUAUGCUGAUGUGAUAAUACCAAGAGGGUCAGAUAACACAGUGGCCAUUAGCCUCAUUGUACAACAUAUAAAAGACAUUUUAAAUGGAAACAAAAGUGGCAAGCAAGAUGGUGACCCAGGGCGUCGACAAAGACACCUUUCUGAUUCAAGUAUGACAAUUUCAUCCAGGCCACACUGAUGACGUGGAUUUUACCUGGAAGAGAUGAUCUAUUCCUGAUAAUAAUAAAUUAACCAUCUUUAAAAUAGGCCAAUUUCGAUAUUUUAAAAUUCUAAUGUGGCUCUGAGGCUAGGGGAAUAAAACAAAAGGAAUGACAUCAAGAUACAGGGAUCGAUAAUUAAUAAUGCAUUGGUGUUAUUCCCUGAAGCCUUGGG
Messenger RNA from Orbicella faveolata, 1859 nucleotides. Its product is annotated as uridine-cytidine kinase 2-B-like. NCBI's taxonomy places the organism in Eukaryota, Metazoa, Cnidaria, Anthozoa, Scleractinia, Merulinidae. The record is from RefSeq and is a predicted model, not a curated record. Gene Ontology annotation, molecular function: kinase activity; ATP binding.